Molecule: messenger RNA, 1624 nt
Organism: Nothobranchius furzeri (turquoise killifish)
Lineage: Eukaryota; Metazoa; Chordata; Actinopteri; Cyprinodontiformes; Nothobranchiidae
Gene: sult1st6
Product: sulfotransferase family 1, cytosolic sulfotransferase 6
Biological process (GO): sulfation
Cellular component (GO): cytoplasm
Molecular function (GO): sulfotransferase activity
Source: RefSeq, a predicted model, not a curated record
UGUAAGUGGGUGUGUGGAAAAAUGGAAUUCAUACGUAACUGGGAUUGUUACAUAAGGCCACUUUAGUGCAAGUUCCAGUGAUCACAGGGAGAUAAGAACCUGAUUUUGGGGAAAACUCGGUCUGAAAGCCAGAAACUGUUUAAAGGGAGGAUUCCUGGACAACAGGUAACAAGAGGAGGGGAUAAUGACGGCGACAAGGAAGUGUACCUGGUGAUUGUGGGAUUGGCAGUCACGUAAGAGGAAAUAUUCUGACAGGUUUAUGAGGAGUGCACAGGAGCAAACCAGCCGUGAAUGUUGACGGAGCCGGCUGCUGGAGUCAGACCUUCAGGAGCACGCAGCACACUGGCCUCACUGGAGACGUUUCACUGUUAGACCUGUGGAGUUUGAUCUUUUUGUGUCAACGAUGACAGAGGAGAAAGAAUUAUCCUACAAGGAAGCCAUCGAGAAGGCCGGCUCCGCCAUCACUCGUUUCCCCGUCAUCAAGAUCCAAGACGUUCCUCUCAUGUCCCACAUUGCUUACAACUGGGACUCCAUCUGGGCUUUCCGUCCCGACCCAUCAGACCUGCUCAUCGCCACCUACCCCAAAGCAGGGACCACGUGGACACAGGAAAUAGUGGACUUGCUUCUUCACAACGGAGACGCCGAUGCCUGCAAAAGAGCCCCCACCCCCGUCCGCAGCCCCUUCCUAGAAAUCUGCUCCCCUCCGCCGAUACCCUCAGGUCUUGAUCUCCUGAAGAAAAUGGAUCCACCUCGACUCAUCAAAACCCACCUUCCCUUCAAGCUGGUGCCUCCUGCCUUUUGGGAGAAUAAAUGCAAGGCUAUCUAUGUGGCACGCAACGCCAAAGACAACCUGGUGAGCUACUACUACUUUGACCUGAUGAAUAAGACGCAGCCUGAACCGGGACCCUUUGCCGGCUACAUCCACAAGUUCAUGACAGGAGAGUUGUCUUGGGGCUCCUGGUAUGAUCAUGUAAAGGGUUAUUGGAUGGAGAGAGAGAAGAAGAAUAUCCUUUACCUCUUCUACGAGGACAUGAAAGAGAAUCCUCGUCGUGAGGUGGAGCGCAUCAUGAGGUAUCUGGACUUGUCACUCUCAGAUGAGGUCAUCAGCCAAAUUGUGGAACUCACAUCUUUUAAGAACAUGAAGGACAACCCCAUGGCCAACUACUCCUGCAUCCCGUCGCCUGUGUUUGACCAGUCCAUCUCUCCCUUCAUGAGGAAAGGUGAGGUUGGUGAUUGGAAGAACCAUUUCAGCCCUGAGCAAACAAAGAUCUUUGACGAAGACUACGAAAAGCAAAUGAAGGACGUCAACAUACCGUUCAGGAGUCUCAUCUAAAGGAUUUUUUCUUGUGAAAGUUCUCUCUACACACCAAAAGGGCUGAUGAACUGACACCUCGCAGCACUAAGACAGUCAGUAAAAUCAGGCACAAGCUAAAACAACCAAAAAAAAUGUUGUUUUUUUACAAUCACAUUUUAUGUCUUAACUCUGAAUGUUGUAAUCACUGCACUGCAUUAUAAAAACAAAUACAAAUGAGCUUCACAAUAGAAGAAAAAGAGUUUUUAUCCAUCACUUUAUUGUAGAGCUUAUCACGUAAACAAUAAAUAAGACCAGAAGUGUUGUGACUGA